CUCUCUAUUUUUUCUUCUUCUUCACAUUGCUGUUGCCUUCGGUUGGACCGUAGUGUCGAAACUCGACCCUACGGAUCGGAUCGCCUUGCUUUCGCUAUGCGACGCCAGCAUUAACUCUCCUGGACCAAUCUUAUUCGAAACAGUCUUGGUAUCAUGAUAAUACACCCCGGCGGCCCCAUAGUUUGGUAAUAGUAUUCCAGUUUUGCCAACAAUCCGGUGACCAACAACGUUGUGAUUUCCGGCUUACGGUGCAGUUGGGCUCUUCGGUCAACAUGCCCGGCAUUGCUGGCACGUCUCCCGCCUCACUAGAGCACUUGGGCCGGCCGCUCUUCAGGGCCCACAAGGCCCUUCCCCGAAGGCCAAAUGGCGAUCCAAGUGUACAUGUCAUCCACGCGUCUCCAUCUGACCCCAUCGUUGACACUUCAAAUGGCGGUGCUCACGCAACGGCGCCCACCCUUCCUUUAACACCCCCUGGUGCUCCUCCAGAUGAAUCCCCAACUCCAACAGAGCGGGAAAUACAAAAGCUCGCCUCGCCGCACUCCAUGUCUGGAACAGUGACACCUUCAAAACCAUCGCACCCACCAACCCCCGAAACAACGCCGCCUCAACUUCCUGCCACGACGCUUCGACCGGGAUUUGGCGGUCAAUUCCGGCAGGCUUCUUCCUCGUCGCGUGCGGAGUCUUUCCAAACAGCAUGCGAAAUGAUCUCCGACGGUGAGACCGAGACCCCUCACCGGUCGUCCCCAUCGUCGCGUCAGUCGACCAGGCAGAGGUCACUGCAAAAGAGUGUUCAAUCAGAACCCAAGAAUGCCAGGCCGGAAGAUACCACAUCUGUCGUUGACCACUCCGAUGCCCUCUUAUUAAAGCCAUCCCGGUACGAAGGUAUUAACGGGGAAUGGGCAACGGAGAACACCGACAGAUUUGCUGCAUCGCGUCAGAGGCGUAGGCGCUCAAGGAACCAUUCCUCCGAUACUCCUACCGCAAACGUGCCGGAACAGCCUCAGAAUACGUAUAGCACGAGUGCGCGCGACCUGGAAGUCCCACGAACACGCGAGAGGAAUGUACGCGUUCGAGUCCGGGAUGCGCAGGACACCGGCGCCAGUCCAUAUCCAGAACAGUAUUCUGAAAAGAUUGACUGGAAUACCCCAGAAGGCCGAUCGGAUUCCUGCAACAACGAUGAUUCUCGCCGAUUCUCGGGCGUAUCCACUUCCUCCACAAUCGAGGUGAUGAUUGUUGACACACCCGAGCCGUAUAAACCCUCCCUUCGCCAUACAGAAAAGAGGGUUUCGCUGCGUUCGACCAGCUCUCCUAUCACCAGGUCAGAACGUGGAUCCCUAGUCUCGAACCCAGAUUCGCAGCACCGCUUGAUUCACAAGGCUGCUCGUAUCUCAGAAAACGAUCGCAGAAGUAUCGCAUCGGAGAUAUCCAUCUCUGAGAGCUCAACUCAGGGUGGCCUUCGGCAGCAGGUGGAGGUCGUUCCGGUCGUGGUGAUUCCGGAGCGGCAUUCAUCUUUAAAAUCCUCAGCCUCGACCAGCAGAAAGCCAUCCAACGCCAGCUCUCAGCCAUCGAGCCGCCGAACACGGACAAGAUCGGGGAGCAGACCCGAGUCGCUUGAUCGUCCUCCUCAAAAGAGACGUACUGUGUCAAAUUCAAGUGCGCCCGCCCAUCAGGACACAGACUCCCGGGGUCGCAGCAUUGGUCGGCCCAUUAUCCCUCCACGCAGCUCGUCAUUAUCCGCGCCGACCAGCCAGAAUAACUCACGAGCCACAUCCCUUACAUCAGUGAGCUCGCGCAAUUACCCGUCGGCGGUGGAGACCGAAAAGCAAAACCAGCAGCCGGAGCCACCGACGCCUGAGCCUAUGAAGGCACCCCAAGUAUGUGACCGAGCUGAUGUACUGAAGACUCAAUCUAUUCUUAUCGGGGUAGAGGACAUGGCCAAUCUACGCUCACCGUCAGGGGCUUUCACGCUAGGGUCAAUCCCGUCGUCAUCGCCAGGACUAGUGGAGAUUAAUGAAGCUACCCUGGUGCCUUUCUUUCCACACAACAAUGAAUCUCUACUGCUGGUCGACCCACAGCACCGGUCUGGACCUCAAGGGCUCGCAAUUCGGGUGGAAUUCCAAGGCAGUCCGGCAAAGCCAGAAUUUCCUCAAAGUCCAGGACAGGGUGAGGUAGACUCCCCACUGCAGAACCCGCGCCAGCCACCGAAUCCUCCAGUGUGUAAGAUCAGUCCACCCACCCCGGUGAGUGAGGCAGAUCGUGAGCCUGAAAGGGGCACGGGAAAUGGGGAGACGGGCGAGCAGCCCCCUCGCCGAUUCGGGUCAGUUCGACGUCCGUGGAAGCUCCGACCUCGUUCUGAUUCCUUUAACUCCAUCGCCCGAUCAUUCUCGGUGACGUCGGCGAAAAACCGCAUGGCAGGGAAAGAUAUCGACGGCAAACUCCACCCGUUCUGGAGGCCUCGUCGGUUCUGGGAAGAUACAUCGGAAUCUGAAGACCAGUCCCCUCGCGAACAGACUUUUCGUUCUCCCGCGUUGGAGGCCGACCAAGUCAUUAGCAACUCGUUGGGGAUGCCUCAACAGCGGGUUGUGUUUCAAGGGCCUCCGAUUUCUCCUCGCAGUAUUGACUCGAAACGGUCUUCCGAUGAGGCGGCUUCCCGUCGCCAGGCCCGCGACAGUCUCGUGGGCAGUCGAGUAUUCAUGCCUGAGGCGUUAUAUUCGCAGACUUCUCUUCACCAGCGACGAUAUCGCUCCCUCUCAUGGUGGCGAUUGCGGCUUCGGUUUGGUUCCGUGCGCAGCUUCCGGAAGCGCUUGAGACGCAGCUGGCAGCAGCGUGCCGAGGGCAAGCGAGAGGCCCGACGUGAGGCACUGAAGCAGAGCAUUGGUGAAGCUGUCCUCGUGGACUCCAGCACGCAGACGCGGAGUAUGGUGCGGUAACUUUUACGAUAUGAUCGAUGAUGCACGAGUAAGACCAGCACGACACGACCAAUAUGAUGAAUGACGACCACACAUGAACGAUCUAUGUCUCUUUUCUUGUGCUUUAUUUGUUAUUUCCUUUAAGAUGUUGAUCUUUCUGUUGCAACUAUAUUGAUGCUUGAUGAGUCACGAAUGAUGGACCCACGGAACACGAGCUCCAGCACGAUGAUUAUUCGGGCGCUGUGAUACUUCGCAAGAUGUGUGUUCUCUGUAUCAUACGCCUACUUUGAUGAGAUUAUAAAUUUGCCCUUUCCGAGACUUACAAGAUAACAAUACACAAUCAUAACAGAUAUAUAUAUUGACUCACGUCCCUGGAACUCCGAACCCUAUAUAAAAGAAACAUGAACAAACAAGCAAAUAUCAAAAUGAAGAUAGAG
This is a messenger RNA of Aspergillus pseudonomiae, 3346 nucleotides long. RefSeq lists its product as uncharacterized. Bases 273 to 2930 code for a protein of 885 amino acids. The record is from RefSeq and is a predicted model, not a curated record. Lineage: Eukaryota; Fungi; Ascomycota; Eurotiomycetes; Eurotiales; Aspergillaceae. The transcript has a single exon.